Pseudomassariella vexata is the source of this 2486-nucleotide messenger RNA. RefSeq lists its product as uncharacterized. The transcript is spliced from 2 exons. Gene Ontology annotation, molecular function: acetyltransferase activity; DNA-binding transcription factor activity, RNA polymerase II-specific; zinc ion binding. The coding region runs from base 174 to 2234 and encodes 686 amino acids. The record is from RefSeq and is a predicted model, not a curated record. Gene Ontology annotation, biological process: regulation of DNA-templated transcription. NCBI's taxonomy places the organism in Eukaryota, Fungi, Ascomycota, Sordariomycetes, Amphisphaeriales, Pseudomassariaceae.
ACUCGACCCGGCAGUUGACUGGCCGCAUCUGGCUCUGUUUCACACCUAGCCAGCCAGCGGAAUUGAGGCCCAAGGCAACAACGCGCAAACGCGCGGCAGGGAUGCCAUUCGCGAAACCACAUCGAGGAUUUUCGCUCUAGCCCAAUUGUGAUUCCGGCGCGCAUCACGGCUUUAUGAAAUCCCAGGCUGACUGGACCGAUUCUGCCGGGCAACCUUCGCUCGCAACCCAAUACGGUCAACGCGCCAUGACGACCUUCACGGCGUUGAAUGGAGGAGAGCAGAAGCCAUUGGGGAACCCAACUGGCAGCCCCACCAGGCGCUCAGGAUCAGAAGAAAGACCUAGUGGUCCAGCGCCCUCAGGCCCAGAACCCAAGAUUUCCAACGAGGUCUCUUCCAACCAGCGCGAGCACUGGUCAGUGCCCGCAUCUGAGAGACCGCCCUACCAGUCUGCCGGGUAUCCCGAGGUCGAUGGUACCCACAAGCGCAAACGCUCCGAUUCGGCCGAGCCCCGAAGGGAAGCCCCCAACGCGCCGGAAGAACGGGCUGCUGGCCACCAGUCUCAACCGGAAUCACGUGAUGCGUAUGGGACUCCGCAAAGAGACCGCGACUACCGGCCGUAUGGUGAUGAAAUUCGGGAGCAGAGCGAGUCGUGGUACUCGCAGCAGCAGAGAGAGGACCGGAAUGCCUACGACCAGCAAAACUCUGCAGGGUCGAUGCCAUCACAGACCGACGAGCAGAUCGGGGAUGCUCUGCGGAGAGCCACUGGUGAGGCUUACUCACCAACGAGCCCUGACGGUGAUGAUUACUACGGAGGCUCAUACACUCCCGAGCAUCGGAGGGAUGGCUCGAUAAUUCAGUCGGAUCCGAAAAAGCGAAAGCGCAACUUCAGCAACAGAACCAAGACCGGUUGUCUGACGUGUCGCAAGAGGAAGAAGAAGUGUGACGAAACCAAGCCCGAAUGUAACAACUGCUUGCGUGGGGGCUUCAUCUGCCAAGGAUACCCCAAUCAACGGGGUUACCAAAAGAUGGAAAACAAGUCGUCCGCGGUGCCUCUGGAGUCGAAGGAUCCUAGCUAUAUUCCUCCCGGUGCUUAUGGAAUGCCCCAGUCUCAGGCACCGUACCCAAAUCAACCGCCAGCGCCUCCAUACCGGGGCCAACCUCUGCGUAUAGACCCACCACAGGGCCGGCCAGUCCUGACCGACGAUGAUCGAGCAACGGCGUCGACCAUCCCUACGGCCUCGGUGGCAAGUCCAGACAACAAGCUUUCCGCCAUGUCCGCCUAUGCCAACGCCGCAAACGUGUUUCCGACCCCCAUCAGUGCCAUCAGCUCCGCAACGACCAACUUUGGAGAGCAGCGGGGACUGCAGAAGGACUACCAAAGAAUACCUCCUCUGCACGAUGCGGGCCGCAAUGAACCAGAAACACCGCAUCCCGGGAGCACAUUACCACAAAUCAACAUCCUCCACCCGACUCGGACAAGCAGCCCGGUAACUCAACCUCAGACGACCAGCGCUCAGGUUGCCGCCCAGCUCGCCCUAUCUCAUAGUCAUUUCCCUCCCGCCAGGCAACCAACGCAAAAGGAGUUGAUGCUUCAGGGACAGAUGUACAGAUCUUUUGACAAGGAGCUCGUUCUCGAGCGCGAGCGGUGCAGUGGCGCCUGCUGGAGAUUCAACAACUCGACCAAUCCGAAUACGGGCGUUUCGAGUGCCGAGCGAGGGCGGCUUUUCCGUGAGAUCUUGAUGCCAAAGGACCCAAUCAACCUUUCACCGUCCCAGCAGUCGCCCGUGUCGAACAUCGGCCGUAUUGGCGGGGAGUGCGUGGUGGAAUCCCCUUUCACUUGCGACUAUGGCUACAACAUCACCAUCGGCCAGAACGUCUUCAUCGGCCGAAAUUGCACCAUCGUCGAUCCCUGUCCGAUCAAGAUAGGCAACAAUGUCUACAUCGGCCCCAAUGUCAGCCUCUUUGCUGCCACCCUUCAAACGGAUCCGAGCAAGCGUAUGGGUAGCAAGAGUCUCCAAAUGGGCAGCACCAUUUUCAUCGAUGACGACGCAUGGAUUGGUGGCGGUGUCAUUAUUCUCCCGGGCCGCAGAGUGGGCAAGGGUGCUACUGUCGCCGCUGGGUCGAUCGUUACUCGCGUAAGUUUUCAUGACUUUUCCUUCGGAAACAUGCCCGCUAACCAGAUUUUUAGGACGUCCCACCCUUUACCAUCGUGGGCGGCAACCCUGCUCGCGUGAUGCGAGGUGUUGCCACGGGGUAAUCGUAAGAGCUUUGAGAAGGACAACAUCCCUUCUGUCUCAUAGUCGUUUCUCACGUUUGUUUGUGAUCAGUUGUGAUACCCAUGAUCGUCGUUGUUGCCUGUAUAAAUACCGCUUUUUUCCAAGUCGUGUCUUUUCCUCAUCAUUUUUCGGGCGUUUUACUCAUAUAAAGCGCGGGGGCCGAUCUUUUUUGUCUUUUUUCAUCAGCGGUAGCGGGGCUAGAUCAUGUCA